UGAUGCAACUUCAUUUGUAACUCAAAAUUGCAAUACAAACAGUGCUGCAGAAUGCACACAGCUCAGUUGUCCAAAAUCUUUGUAAUGUUGAUCUUGCCUGUGCUCUUGCUUAUUCAGGGUGCAAUUCCUUGACAGAGGGCUUAUCUUCACUAUGGGGCUAAGUCGACCUAAGUUACGCUACUCCAGCUAUGUUAUUCAGUUCAUGUCACUUAGGUUGACCUACCCCGGUGUCUUCACUGUGUUGCGUCAAUGGGAGACACUCUCUGGUUGAUUUCCCUUAGUCUUCUUGGGGAGCAGGAGUCCUGGGGUCAACGGAGAGCACUGUGCCAUCGAUUUAGCAGGUCUUCACUAGACCCGCUAUAUUGAUCUCUGCUGCAUCGAUUGCAGCAGUGUCAAUCUCCCCAUAGUGAAGGCCAGCCCAUAGUUACCCAAGAAUUACAUUCCCACCUACUAGGAUGGGAUCAAAUAUACUUCUUUACACCAAAAUAAAAAUAUUUGACUCACUACAGCAUCAUUAUCAAUAUAAUGGAUAAUAGUGAGAAUAAACACACAUCUGGUGCUCCACAUUUGUAUCUGGUGCUACAGAAAUAUGAAUUUACAGUAGGACCUCACCAUCAGAGCAACAGAAGAUGGAACUGGUCUACAAACGUUGUGCAUAAUAUUGUGUCAGAGAUGCAGUACAGAAAUGAUGCUGGUUUUCUUCCAAAUGGAAGAAUUUAUCUUAUGCUGUAAAAAAAGACCACGUAUUCUCUUACUCACGCUUUGACAUAGUGCACAUGAAGAGCUCUGACUGGAUUUCUUGUGGAGAUUGUGCCUUUAGAAGCUGAUCAGCUGGGUGGAGGACACAUAGACACUUGAAUGUCUGAGGUGUGCUUUUGCCACUGCUAGGUAGUUGGUGGAGCCUCUUUUAUUUAUAGAGAGGCUAAAAGGGACUACACUGCUCAGAUGGAUCAGGCUUUCAGAGCAUGGUCAUCCCCCCAGGCAAUACAGGCCAUGCACAUAUACUCCUCUAUAAAACAUCUUCUGCUGUUUCCAGCCAUAGUGUUUAGAACCCACAUACUUGAGGUCUGCCCUCAUGGAAUAAUAGUCUGUCAACUAAAACAAAGGGUGUAGAAUGGACUGGAUUGACCUGAUUGCACAAUAGGAUGGUUUCUAAACAAAUACACCAGAAAACUGCUAUAUUAUUUAGUUUUAAACAAAACACACCAAUUAAAAGUUCUCAGUCUAAAUUCAUGGUUAAGAUGGGAGAAGAGUCAGCUACAAAGGAGAAGGAAGAGAAGCCCUGACGAUUUUGAUUCCUUCAGUUGCUAUGGCCAAAACAAACUGUGGUGGGGUUGGGGCUGUUGCUCUUUACCUUGCACCAAACAGUGAGUCCUGCAUGUGGGCAUGUGUGCAGCCACUGUCUUGCAGAAGUUUCUGAAUUUCAGAGCUGAGCGCAUUAGUACUCCUAAGUGUGAGGGAUCUAUACUGACAAUAUCUGAAGGAGUAAUAAACCUUUCGACAACAUCAAGUCUCUUAAGAGUGAAAAAUCAACUGGACUGUCUCAGACUUCCAAAUAGCCAACUGUCUUCUAGCCAAAGUUCAGUGCUAUGCUUAAAAAUCAUCUCAUAAAUAGUCAUGGGAAUAGAAGAAUGGUGACUAAGACAAUAAAUUGCAGGCACUGGGUCUAUUGCUACACUCAGAAUGUUGGACAGAGUGUCAACUUUUGCCUGCCAAAAACUCUGUAUUUUGAUGUAGGAGCAAGUCCAGCAGCUGGACGUGUCCCUGGAUGAUCUGCAUUUAGGAAAUCAGUCUGAGAACCUGAAAUCUAUCACAUUAAAAAGCAAAUUCCACCAAAAACCCCCAGCUACAAGGGUGUGUACCUUGUAAUAACAGUAUCUGUUCGGGUAUAGCUCCAGAUAGUCUCUUCUCACUCUGGAGAGGUAGCAUCUUUUUUAAUUUAAUUUUUAUUAAUGGAGAUAUCCCAUCUCCUAGAACUGGAAGGGACCUUGAAAGGUCAUUGAGUCCAGCCCCUGCCUUCACUAGCAGGACCAAGUACUGAUUUUGCCCCAGAUCCCUAAGUGGCCCCCUCAAGGAUUGAACUCACAACCCUGGGUUUAGGAGGCCAAUGCUCAAACCACUGAGCUAUCCCUCCCUAUCUGUUGUGUAGGGGGCACAAUCUAAUGGAAACUAUGCAUAACUCAUUUUGUGUGUCUGCCUAACUCUCUCUUCUUACAUGUAGACCAUAAGAAUGAAAUCUGUUCUGUAAGACUUCCAUGCUAUGCAGAUAUGAAACUGUUAAAGUGGGGAAAUUCCUUUUUUUCAAAAUAGAAUGAUGUAGAAAAGGAAGAUCAGAUGCUUCUGUUCUCCCUGUCAGAACACAAGAACAAGGGGAAAUUCAAUGAAACUGGAAGGUGGUAAAUUCCAAACUGACAAAAGGAAAUACUUUUUAUGCAAUGUGUAAUUAGGUUGUGGAACUCAUUGCCACAGGAAGUUGUUGAUGCCAAGAAAUAACAAGAUUCAAAGCGGGACUGGAAAUUGUAUAGCGAUAACAAGAAUAUCCAGAGUUAUGUUUAUUGCUAACAAAAAUUUUGGAAAGGAUAUUUUGUUUUUCUUGCAGGGCUCAUGCUACGGGGCUGAAGCCAGUCACUAACUAUUAGAGAUCAGGAUAAAACUUAAUGUGGGAGGCCAAUUAUCCAACAUCUUUCUGAUGUGGGGUUCUUACACUAUCCUAUAAAGUGCCUAGUGCUGGCCAUUGCUGGAGACAGGGUACUGGACUAGGUAGAUUUCGGGUCUGAUCCAGUAUGACAAUUCCUUUGUACACAGCAAAUAGAAACAAAGGGACAGUCUCCACUAUACCCUAUUUGAAAUGAGCUAAAAUGCCCAUAGACAACUCAGUAUGUUGUUUUCUUCUGAGCAUAUGUAUAUAUUAAUACAUGCAUGUUGUAGGCAGUCACCUAAUGAAGCUCUGGACAACGUGGAUCACUUCUGCUAUCUCUGCUCAAUUCUUACCAGCUGACUUAACCUUGAUAGGGAACUUGAUGCUAGAAUCGGCAAAGCUUCUAUUACCUUUGGCAAACUUACCUCAUGUAUUUGGAGCAACAAAUUGCUAAACCUGAACACAGAGGUGGCUGUUUAUUAGGCUUGUGUCCUGAGUACCCUCCUUUACAUUUGUGAAAGCUGGGUAACGUACUCCAAGCAGGAGCGGAGAUUCAAUGGUUUCCACCUCCGCUGUCUUAGAAAAAUCCUUGGAGUUAUUUGGGACAAACAGAUCACCAAUAACAAGAUCCUUGAGACAGCCGGCCUACAGUCUAUGCAAACUACUCUGGACAUUCGCAGGCUUCGCUGGUUGGGGCAUGUGGAGCACAGGCCUCAAGAUUGUCUGCUGAAGGCUGUGCUGUACAGUCAACUUAAGAACUGCCCACAACGCAGAGGAAGGCCAAAGCUCCAAUACAUCAACAAGGUGAAGCAAGGCCUCAAGGAAUUCAGCAUUUCCACUGACAAUGGGGGAAAAUCCUUCCCAAAAUUGUUCAGUUUGGAGAAGCUGGGCUAAGACUGGUGCAGUCACUGCAGAGAGCCAUCAGACAGACCAGGCUGAGGCUCUCAGGUGAGCCAGGAAGCAGAGUAUGCUUCAACUUUCAUCCAGCAAGUGGACCUGUAGCCACUGUGCGAAGGUUUGUCGUGCACGCAGCAGGCUCUUUUCCCAUACCAUUGCUAAGCACCCUGAUGGACUGACUUAGGCCUGGUCUACACUAUAAGUUUAAUUCGAAUUUAGCAGCGUUAAAUCGAAUUAGCCCUGCACCCGUCCACACAACGAAGCAAUUUAUUUCGAAAUAAAGGGCUCUUAAAAUUGAUUUCUGUACUCCUCCCCAACGAGCGGAGUAGCGCCAAAAUCGAUAUUGUCAUUUCGAAUUAGGGUUAGUGUGGCCGCAAUUCGAUGGUAUUGGCCUCCGGGAGCUAUCCCACAGUGCACCAUUGUGACUGCUCUGGACAGCAAUCUGAACUCAGAACUGGCCAGGUAGACAGGAAAAGCUCCACGAACAUUUGAAUUUCAUUUCCUGUUUACCCAGCACAGGAGAGCAUAGGUGACCACAGAGAGCUCAUCAGCACAGAUAACCAUGCAGGCCGAUAAUCGAAAAAGAGCACCAACAUGGACCAUACGGGAGGUACUGAUCGCUAUAUGGGGAGAGGAUUCAGUGCUAGCAGAACUUCGUUCGAAAAGACGAAAUGCCAAAACUUUUGAAAAAAUCUCCAAGGGCAUGAUGGAGAGAGGCCACAAUAGGGACUCAGAGCAGUGCCGCGUGAAAGUCAAGGAGCUCAGACAAGCCUAUCAGAAAACAAAGGAGGCAAACGGUCGCUCCGGGUCAGAGCCGCAGACAUGCCAUUUCUACGCUGAGCUGCAUGCAAUUCUAGGGGGGGCCGCCACCACUACCCCACCUCUGACCGUGGAUUCCGAGGCAGGGGUAAUCUCAUCAGCCACACCUGAGGAUUCUGCGGACGGGGAAGAGGAGGAGGAGGAGGAGCUUGCGGAGAGCACACAGCACUCCGUUCUCCCUAACAGCCAGGAUCUUUUUCUCAGCCUGACUGAAGUACCCUCCCAAGCCAGUACCCAAGACCAUGACCCCAUGGAAGGGACCUCAGCAGCUGCAAAUUUUUCAAGCCUCCCUCCUCCGUCCCGAAAGCUAUCUCAGAUAAGGCAGCGGAGAAAGAGGACGCGAAACAAGAUGUUCUCAGAAAUAAUGGAAUGCACCCGCAAUAAAAAAGCUCAUUUGAAUGAGUGGAAGGACACGGUAUCUAAGUACAGGAAAAAUGCCAGUGAACGUGAGGUCAUGAGGGACGCUCGAAAUGAGAGGUGGCAGGCUGCAACGCUGGGGCUGCUGCGUGAUCAAACGGACAUGCUCCGGCGUCUGGUGGAGCUUCAGGAAUGGCAGCAGGAUAACAGAGUGCCACUGCAGCCGCUGUAUAACCUCCUUCCCCCCUCACCAUGUUCCAUAGCCUCCUCACCCAGACGUGUAAGAACGCGGGGUGGGGAGGCUCCGUGCACCCUCCCACUUCACUCCAGUGGACAGCCCAACCAAAAGGCUGUCAUUAUAUUGAAUUUUUUCAAUGGCCUUUUACUUCCCUCCUAUCCUCCUCCCAAACCUCAUCUGGGUUACCUUGUCGGUUCUCUCCCUAUGUUUAUAAUCAAUUAAUAAAGAAUACAUGAUU
This is a messenger RNA of Malaclemys terrapin pileata, 5187 nucleotides long. RefSeq names its product myb/SANT-like DNA-binding domain-containing protein 2. The record is from RefSeq and is a predicted model, not a curated record. The coding region runs from base 4098 to 5171 and encodes 357 amino acids. The transcript has 2 exons. Lineage: Eukaryota; Metazoa; Chordata; Testudines; Emydidae.